AUGACAGACCGGAGGGUUUCAUACUUCUACAACGCGGACGUGGGCAACUUCCACUAUGGAGCGGGGCAUCCAAUGAAGCCGCAGCGCCUGGCAGUCACUCACAGCCUAGUGAUGAACUAUGGACUGCACAAGAAAAUGAAGAUCUACAGGCCGUACAAAGCCAGUGCGCAGGACAUGCUCCGCUUCCACAGCGACGAGUACAUCGCCUACCUACAGCAAGUGACUCCACAAAACAUCCAGUGCAAUUCGGUGGCCUACACCAAGUACCUGGCACACUUCAGCGUAGGCGAGGACUGUCCCGUGUUCGAUGGCCUUUUCGACUUCUGUGCAAUGUACACAGGUGCCUCGCUGGAGGGAGCCCAAAAGCUAAACCACAACCACAGCGACAUAUGCAUAAACUGGUCAGGCGGACUGCAUCACGCCAAGAAGUUCGAGGCAAGCGGGUUCUGCUACGUAAAUGACAUCGUCAUCGGCAUUCUGGAGCUGCUGAAGUACCAUCCUCGGGUGCUUUACAUCGACAUCGAUGUCCACCAUGGCGACGGUGUGCAGGAGGCCUUCUACCUUACGGACCGAGUAAUGACGGCCUCGUUCCACAAAUAUGGAAACUACUUCUUCCCCGGCACGGGAGACAUGUACGAGAUAGGCGCCGAAUCGGGACGAUACUACAGCGUGAAUGUCCCGCUAAAGGAGGGCAUUGAUGACCAGAGCUAUUUCCAGGUGUUUAAACCAAUCAUAUCGGCCAUUAUGGACUUCUACCGGCCCACGGCUAUAGUUUUGCAGUGUGGCGCAGAUUCUUUAGCAGGAGAUCGACUGGGUUGCUUCUCCCUGAGCACCAAGGGACAUGGAGAGUGUGUCAAGUUUGUAAAAGAACUAAACGUACCCACAUUGGUGGUUGGAGGCGGUGGCUACACAUUACGGAACGUGGCCCGCUGCUGGACGCACGAGACCUCACUGCUGGUGGACCAAGACAUUGAAAAUGAUCUGCCUGCCACAGAGUAUUACGACUUCUUCGCCCCCGACUUUACACUUCAUCCAGAGAUUAACUCACGCCAAGAUAAUGCAAACUCAAAGCAGUAUCUGGAACUUAUCGUAAAGCAUGUAUAUGAAAACCUUAAGAUGUGCCAGCACUCGCCCAGCGUCCAAAUGGUGCAGACCCCGCCUGAUGUGGACUUGGAGGAGCUGCGCAAUAGCCGGGAAGAGGCGAGUGAUCCCGACGUGCGAAUGUCCGUGGCCGAUGAAGACAAGAUGGUUGAUGCCAAGAACGAGUUCUACGACGGCGAUCAAGACCAGGACAAGCCCGAUUCGGCAGAGAGUUAGUACUGGAUAAUGUAGAAUAAGAAUUCGAGUUUUGUGUAAGCAGUAAAGGGCAGCAUGUUAUUUUGUAACAUCAUUGGAAACUA
This is a messenger RNA of Drosophila teissieri, 1400 nucleotides long. RefSeq names its product histone deacetylase 3 (gene HDAC3). The transcript has 3 exons. NCBI's taxonomy places the organism in Eukaryota, Metazoa, Arthropoda, Insecta, Diptera, Drosophilidae. Gene Ontology annotation, molecular function: histone deacetylase activity. The record is from RefSeq and is a predicted model, not a curated record. The coding region runs from base 1 to 1317 and encodes 438 amino acids.